Molecule: messenger RNA, 1012 nt
Organism: Alnus glutinosa
Lineage: Eukaryota; Viridiplantae; Streptophyta; Magnoliopsida; Fagales; Betulaceae
Exons: 3
Coding region: 213-941 (242 amino acids)
Source: RefSeq, a predicted model, not a curated record
CUGAUCAGAAGCUGAAGAAGCCAAAGAAGACCUGGCAACUGGCUACGACAAAAUUGAGUUCCUAAUUCUUUCAACAACUUUCCAAUGGAAGCUUCGACUGACCCCCAUUACCUGUCCAUGCUCUCUCUCUCCUUCAUUCAUUCUGGAGAGACAGUCAGAAACUUUAAAAGAAAGAAGAAAAGGCCGGAAGCUAAGAAAGAUAAUAGAACUGAAUGGCUUGCUUUAUGCCCUUCAGCAACAGAAAUUUGGAUGUUUGUUUCUUCGUCUUCAGGCCAACAGUAGUGUUGGUGGAUGAAUUUGUUGACACUCUUAAGCAAUUCUCUUUGUGCACUGAGAGCCUUGGUUGUGUGCAGAAUUCUAUUUUUAAGAGCAUCCAUGGAAAUUUGAUCAUAUGGUAUGGAGCAUGGCUGAAGAGAUCUUUUGAAAACAAAGAGUUAUUAAGUACUACCCUUAUCUCAAUGCUAAGCAAUAUAUCAAGCAUGGCGAUCUUAAUGGACCAUAGCUUCUUUGAUGCAUAUGCCGGAGAAUCAAGAGACGGCUCCUCGGCCGCAAGAUUUUACACCGGCGACACGGUCUCGAUGAUUGCGGCAGUCACCUCUGCCGACGAAAUAGACAACCUUUCGUAUGCAUGCUUAGGAUUAUUCAAAUCUCGUUUUCUAAAGAUGGAAGGUGCUGCAGCCGGGGUGUGCUUGAGAUGCCAAAGCAAGCCAAGAGUGGCAUGCCUUUAUGUGUGGAAGUCUCUCCAAUUUUGUUACUCAUGGAUAAUAAACUGUGACCAGAGAAAGUCAAUGCUGCCCUAUCUUGAUCAAUUUUCUCUUGAUAUUAAGUAUGACAUCUAUAGGGUAGUCUAUGUUAGUGGUGACAUUGUACUAAAUUUUCAAGCUCCCUCUUCUACUCAAAUGUUAGAAAAUGGAGAAACCAAAGAAGGGCAGGUCAUGUAAAUUUGAAAAAAAAAAAAAAAAAAAAAAAAAGUGCUAAAAAGAUGUAAACCUUUUUUUGCGUAUUUUCUUCC